AUGAAGGCAUUCCUUACAGAUACAAACGACAUAUCAGUCUUCACUGGAUGUGGACAAGUGAACCGUGCCAACCGCAUUGUUGGUGGAGUAGAGACGGAGGUGAACGAAUAUCCCUGGAUGGUUUCUCUUGUCAAUGGCAAUGGAUAUUAUCACUUCUGUGGCGGUUCUAUCAUCUCCAGCCAAUGGGUCGUCACUGCAGCUCACUGUGCAGCUGUCAUGAGCACCUCGGAUUAUGUGUUGGUGGGAGACCACAACCUGUACUCAUCAAGUGAUGCCAAUUCUCAGUGGAUGCAGAUUGCUGAAAUUGUGAGUCAUCCGUCCUAUGAUUCUAAUACACUGGACAACGACAUUGCCCUCAUCAGACUCACCACAGAAAUACAGUUCCCAUCUGACAACAAAAUCGCCCCUGUGUGCCUUCCAACAGCUGGUGAAAUGUAUGAUAAUGUAGAUGCCACAAUCACAGGAUGGGGAGCCCAACAGGAGGGAGGAUCCACAUCCGGUACCUUGUUCGAAGUAACAGUGCCCACCAUGACUAACACCGAAUGCAAUAACAAGUAUGGAGGAAGCAUCACUGACAACAUGAUCUGCGCAGGCAUUCCUGAGGGAGGCAAGGACUCCUGUCAGGGAGACUCUGGUGGACCAAUGGUGGUGGAAGAAAACGGCAAGUGGAAGCUGGUGGGAGUUGUGUCGUGGGGAUAUGGCUGUGCUCGACCUGAUAGGCCCGGAGUUUAUGCAAGAGUUACACUGGACAUGACAUUCAUUCUUGCCAUCCGUGCUGAUUGGAAUCUUUAA
Molecule: messenger RNA, 792 nt
Organism: Penaeus indicus
Lineage: Eukaryota; Metazoa; Arthropoda; Malacostraca; Decapoda; Penaeidae
Product: trypsin-1-like
Exons: 7
Coding region: 1-792 (263 amino acids)
Biological process (GO): proteolysis
Molecular function (GO): serine-type endopeptidase activity
Source: RefSeq, a predicted model, not a curated record